Molecule: messenger RNA, 1897 nt
Organism: Carcharodon carcharias (great white shark)
Lineage: Eukaryota; Metazoa; Chordata; Chondrichthyes; Lamniformes; Lamnidae
Exons: 4
Coding region: 84-953 (289 amino acids)
Source: RefSeq, a predicted model, not a curated record
CAAACAGCGGUGUGAUGGCUACCUGCAGUGGGCGAGUAGGAUGACAAGUAAAGACAGCCUCCAGCAAAUGACUCCAUCCAGGCAUGUUGCAGCAGGGGGACAUUUCCAACAAGCGAUACCGCUCGCUCUGGUCGGUGGAUUUGAUCAAGAGUCACGAAGCUUUGUUGAAUGCAGCCAGGAGAGAUGCUGCAAUCUUGCUUAAGUCAAUUGGAAACGCGUCCAAGCAAUGGAUCAGCAGACCCUCCAAUAUCCUGCUGCUGUACUACCGCUGGAAAUGGGCUGAUGCUCUUAACGAUAUCGUCAAUCUGUACCGAAGAUGGAAUGGUACAGAAUCUGCAGAAGCCACCAAUAGCAUCUCCACACUUCGACGAAACUGGAGCGGAAAAGUAUACGAGCUCCAUCGAAAAGGUGUUACUGAUAUUGAACUGAAUUCUAUUGAGCAGCAACAUGUGAAGUUUAUCUCUGAAUUCAUAUAUUUACAAAAAAAAAAUCUACGACAUGCAGCAGUCACCACUGAGGAAUUGAUACAUAUGCAUAACAAAGAAAGUCGGACUGUUGGGAGCUGCAUUUCCAAAUCCAAUGCUGAGUCCUUAUUCUGCGUAUUUCCAGAAUCACUGGUCUGUUUGGAAAUGUUCUGCAAAGAUGUUUUGGAGGUCUCUGAGGAACUAUACAAGAACUCUGUCUAUGUGCUGGAAUCAAAUGCACCAGUUCUGCCUGAUCCUGACCAGGAAUGGUGGAAAAUAAAUCUUCCAGAUUGGAUACAGUAUGUCAGUAGGGUGUUGCCUGCAUUAGACGACACAAUUAUCAGUAUUCGGAAUAUAACACAUCAAUUUCUAGAAUAUUUUAAAACAACCUCUAUUGCUUGUAGCCUGAAGAGCCAUCCAGAUGUGGGGUACUACAUCAGCGACUACGGUUUCAAAGAGGCGUACAUGAAAAAAGUGUGGCGCCUGUAAUAGAUGUGCAGAAAGUUAUAUAAAUAGGAUAAAUAAUUUGUGCAAGAGCGUGAGAUAAGGUUGGAAGUAAUUAAAAUGGGGAAAGAGAAAUAAAAAACAGGUCAGCCCUUUUUUCUUUGAUCUCAUCCCAAAACAGGAUCGAGGGAAGAGUGUGGAAGAGAAUUAAUGUAUCAUCUUGGAAAUUGAUACAACACAAUUAGUGGAGCUGAACUUUUAUUAGUUGCCCUUCAAAUUAAGUUAAAAUACCAGGGUCCAUAUUUUCAAAUGAUCAAAUGUAUCAAGUUAGUUGUUAAAUCCGUUAACUUGUCUUAAUUUAUCAAGUUAGUUAUUAAAUCCAUUAACUUGUCUGACACAAACUUUCGACAAAUUGAAUAAUUUAACUUUAUGUUUGUUCAUUUUUUAAAAAUUGUAGCUGUCUGCCUAGAACAUGAUUCAUUAAUAAUUCCGAUUUCCUUUAUUCAAAUGCUGUUUUGGAUUUGGAUGUGUAAUUACAGCUUCUACAGGACAUCUAAAAUGACAAGAUAAUUCUGGUUAUCAGAUUGAAGGCUUAGAAGACAGAUUUUACCUUAUGGUCAAUGAUUCCCCGUUCAACCAUAUGUCAUGACUGUACUACCAGUGACAUAUCAAAAUCUAGUUGAAGGUUGUUCAAAAUAUAUGUGUCAGAGGAUAUGUAGCUUGUGUCACUCAUGCUCAUCAAAAAUUAUCUAUAAAUGAUUGCAUAAUACUAGUACUCACUGACAACUUACAUACUCACCAAAUUCAUGAUGGUUUUACAAAAUUGAAUGUAGGAUGAUUUUCUUCCACUGUAAUUCUGUGAAAUACCUUAUGGAAUAAUUGUAUGUGAUUCUUAUGUACAAAGAAACUGUCAAGUGGAGCUAUUGUGCAUAUAUUGUUGCCUCAAAGUAAAACACAAAGUUAGAUGUUGAUUCAUUAAAUACUUGUGU